GAAGUAGGGGGAUCAGUGCGCGACCACUACCGUCUACCGGCACUGACCAUGCCGGAGUCUGGCCGGGCGAUGAGGCGGAUCCGCAAGGAACUGGAGCUGCUCUUGAUCGACCCGCCGGCGUUCUGCCGGCCCGGCCCGGCGCCCGUGACGGACCUGUUCCACUGGGAGGUGGUCAUCGACGGCCCCCACGGUAGCCCCUACGCCGGCGGCACGUUCCCCGUCGACGUCGCCUACCCCAAGGACUACCCAUUCGACCCCAUCAAGCUCACCUUCAGAACCAAGGUGAGUCGGCCGGCACUGCCUCCGGAGGGGAAGAUGGCGCUGGACAUCUUCCGGAGCGAGUGGAGGCCUUCUCUCACGAUAACUAUAAGCACGGCCCUCCUGUCCGUCGUCUCCGUCCUCCACGACCCCCUGCUCGACCUUCCCGUCCGCCGCGACGCCGCCCGGCUGUACAAGCGCGAGCGGGGUCUCUUCGAGCACAAGGCCAUGGACUGGACCCGCAGGUACGCCUCGGCGCCGGUCGCCUCCUUCUAUCCGGCGGGGACGGAGACGUUCGAGGAGGCGGCGGCGGCCAGCGGGGCAGUGGCACGUCGCCGUUCUUGCGGGGCAGGGCAAUGGCGCUCCUUCGCGGCUCGUCUCCCAUGCAUCCAGCCAUGAACGCAUGCACCACGUACGAUUAUGAGUCAAUUACAUCAUUGGUGCUAAAACUUAGCGUGAGAAAUGUUAGGAGCCCCUGUAGUCAUCAUUGUCGUUGUCGUCUUCACUCAAGGCUCCGUCGACCACGAAUACUACUGCUUCGACCACGACAGCGCUUACGUCGUCUACGCCCUCGGCACCUUCUUCGAUUGGGUCUCCACGGGCCGCGACUUCUACGCCCAACUCGCUGAAGUCUACCCCAACUUCCGCUACCACCACAACUCCGACCAAGUCGAGGAGCAUCAGUUGCAAUGGGAUCCAGGCGGCUCUCAGAAGCAUCGGCUUGGGGUCAAGCCGAGUCUUAAGGAGGGAGGGAUGUUAGGAGCCCCUGUAGCCCAUACGUGUACUUGGGCUUCACAUGGGCCAGGCCCGACUGUGCACCACCACUGUUGGCUACAAAUACACGAAGGGAGAGCAGCAACCGAACCAUCCGGGCUUGGAUCACGAAACGGCAACGGCGGCUCCUCUCUCCCCUACCUCCUGUUCUUCUCCUUCCUCCCUCCUCAAUUCCGUUGUACUCGAGCUUGAUUCCCUGUAAUGGAGUGAUUCACGAGCUGGAUCCUAACAAGAAAUCACUUUAGUGCCAAAACUUACGGCAUACAUUGAACUGGUGCUACAACUUGGCUUUGACGUGCAUAUACAGUGCAAAUCGCAUUUGUAUACAGACACAGUGCUGACUAGGUGCGCCACAUGGCAUGGGACCACUGACAGCCAUUGAAUGGUAGAGAUAGAGCUUGUGGCCUGUUAUUUUGUGAAAUCCCAUCGAAAUUAUUUUUCUCGCAAAAAGGCCACUGCCACGUGUCAGUUCAUCUGUGAGCGAGCAAAUUAUGGGCAAAAUGGUGGCUGAUGGAUUUUGAACCCGUGCUCUGCAGCAUGGAUGCGCGUCUGCCUAACCAAUGGACCAAGAACCGUUUUCAUACUAAACGGAUACACACUCUAUAUAUUCAGUAGACCUUAAGCGGGCUCGACAUCCUACUCGCCAUUUUGCACUGUUAUUUGUUAAAAGAAUUAUAAAUUAUAUGCAAAUUAUAAGUGUGCAUUAUAAACAAAAUAAACUGCAGAAUAAAAAUGAACACUUUUAUAAUACAUAAAUAUUUUAU
Messenger RNA from Triticum aestivum (bread wheat), 1796 nucleotides. Its product is annotated as ubiquitin-conjugating enzyme E2 5A-like. Lineage: Eukaryota; Viridiplantae; Streptophyta; Magnoliopsida; Poales; Poaceae. The transcript is spliced from 2 exons. The record is from RefSeq and is a predicted model, not a curated record. Bases 49 to 657 code for a protein of 202 amino acids.